UCCAACCCCAGUCUAUCUUGAGUUUUUCCACGCAUUCAAAAUUCAAAUUCCUCCUCACUCCCCAGAACCCCAAACCCUCACCAAUCCCAGCCCUAACCACCCACCUCGCCCCGUUCCCAUUCCUUCCAACUGGGAGGCGAAUCCCCGUUCCCCGCAUCACGAUCACCACACCGCCGCCGCCGCCGCCGCGAGGUUGCGAGGGAGGCUGCGGAUCCCGUCGGGGCGAGGCGGCUGCUCGUGCUCUAGGUCCUCUAAAUUGCAAUGGAUAUAACACAGGUUCUGCUAGCUGCACAAUCCCAUGAUGGUCAGAUACGAACUGUUGCUGAGGGAAAUCUCGAGCAAUUUCAGGAGCAGAAUUUUCCACAAUUUCUACAAACACUAUCAGCUGAACUGUCUAAUGAUGAGAAGCCUCCUGAAUCUCGAAGGCUUGCUGGUAUUUUGCUUAAGAAUUCCUUGGAUGCAAAAGAUUCAUCUAGGAAAGAAGAAUUUGUACAACGUUGGAUAAAUGUGGAUCCUGCAAUCAAAUCACAAGUUAAAGGGUCCCUUCUGAUGACCCUUGGAUCACUGGUUUUUGAAGCCCGCAGCAGCUCUUCACAAGUCAUUGCCAAGGUUGCUGCCAUUGAGAUCCCUCAUCAAGGAUGGCCAGAACUCAUAGUCAACUUGUUAAGCAACAUGACAAAGCCAGAAGGACUGCCUUGUCUGAAGCAGGCUACCCUGGAUGCCCUUGGAUAUAUCUGUGAGGAGAUAUCCCCUGAAGAUCUGGAGCAGGAUCAAGUCAAUGCUGUUCUUACUGCUGUGGUCCAGGGCAUGAAUCACACAGAGAACAGUUCUGAUGUUCGCCUUGCUGCAGUGAAAGCAAUGUACAAUGCUCUUGAUUUUGCUGAAACAAAUUUUCUGAAUGAUCUAGAGAGGAACUACAUAAUGAAGGUUGUUUGUGAGACUGCCAUGUGUAAGGAGGCUGAUAUAAGAAAGGCUGCAUUUGAGUGUCUUGUCUCAGUAGCAUCCAUAUAUUACGAUCUUCUAGAGCCAUACAUGCAGACACUAUUUGAGUUGACCUCAAAUGCUGCCAGGGUAGAUGAAGAACCUGUUGCCCUUCAAGCUGUUGAGUUUUGGAGCACUAUCUGUGACGAAGAAAUUGCUAGGCAAGAAGAGAGCCAAGAAUCUGGUGUUGUGAGUUCCUCAUGUCAUUUUCGUUUUAUUGAAAAGGCCCUUCCCUCACUUGUUCCUAUGCUUCUGGAAACACUCAUGAAACAAGAGGAGGAUCAAGACCAAGAUGAUGGAAUUUGGAAUAUAUCGAUGUCUGGGGGUACCUGCCUUGGACUUGUUGCAAGAGCUGUCCAGGAUGCUAUUGUUCCACUUGUGAUGCCUUUUAUAGAGGGGAACAUAACAAAGCCUGAUUGGCGCAGCAGGGAGGCUGCGACAUUUGCAUUUGGUUCUAUACUUGAGGGUCCUUCUGUUGAAAAGCUCACACCAUUGGUUCAUGCUGGCUUUGAUUUCUUGCUUAAUGCAACCAAAGACCAGAACAAUCAUGUUAGGGACACGACUGCAUGGACACUUUCUAGGAUAUUUGAGUUUCUGCACUCACCAACCAGUGGGUCUUCAGUUGUGACAAAUGCAAACCUCCCGCAUGUCAUAGAAAUACUGUUGACAAGUAUCAAAGACUCCCCUAAUGUGUCUGAGAAGAUAUGUGGAGCCUUAUAUUUUUUGGCCCAAGGCUAUGAGGAUGCAGGGUCUAUGUCAUCUGUGUUGACACCAUGUCUUGGUGAAAUAAUAUCAGCUCUCCUUGCCACUGCUGAUCGUUCUGAUUCCAACAAUUCCAGGCUCUGUGCGUCUGCAUAUGAAACACUAAAUGAAAUUGUCAGAUGCAGCUGUAUCUCAGAGACUUUGAACAUGAUUGUACAGUUAUUGCAGGAGAUACUGAAGAGAUUGAACCAGACUUUUGAGAUUCAGAUCACAUCCUCUGACGACAAGGAAAAGCAAAGUGACCUUCAAGCCCUGCUCUGUGGCGUUGCUCAAGUAAUCCUUCAGAAGUUCAGUAGCUGUGAUGAAAAAUCAGCAAUUCUUCAUUUUGCUGACCAAAUGAUGGUAUUAUUUCUCCGAGUCUUUUCGUGCAAUAGUUCUAAUGUGCAUGAAGAAGCCAUGCUUGCCAUUGGUGCUCUUGCUUAUGCUACCGGAUCAGAAUUUUUGAAAUACAUGCCAGAAUUCCAUAAGUACCUAGAAAUGGGCUUGCAAAACUUUGGGGCAUAUCAAGUCUGCUGUGUUUCUGUGGGUGUGGUUGGUGAUAUCUGUCAUGCCUUAGAUAACAAGGUUCUCCCUUACUGUGAUGGUAUCAUGUCCGCUCUUCUCAAGGAUCUCUCAAGCCCAGAGCUUCACCGUUCAGUCAAACCCCCAAUACUGUCUUGCAUAGGAGAUAUUGCUCUUACAAUUGGUGAACAUUUUGAGAAAUAUGUCCCAUACACUAUGCCUAUGCUGCAAGGAGCUGCAGGGCUCUGCUUUCACAUGGAUGUUUCGGAUGAUGAUAGCAGAGAGUAUCGGAAUGAACUCAACCGAAGUAUUUUUGAGGCCUACUCAGGUAUACUUCAGGGCUUCAAGAAUUCAAAGUCGGAGCUAAUGGUGCCUUAUGCAGGUGAUAUUUUCCAAUUCGUUGAAUUGGUCUUGAAAGACAACCUUUUAAGGGAUGACAGUGUGACCAAAGCUGGAGUGGCCAUGGUUGGUGACCUAGCAGACGCAUUAGGGCCGAACAUAAAAUUACUGUUCAAGGACUCCAACUUCCACUCAGAGCUCCUUGGCCAAUGUUGUCAGUCUGAAGAUGAACAGCUAAGGGAGACUGCUUCCUGGGUCCAAGGGGUGAUCAGACGCGUGCUGGUUUCAUGAUGGAAGACUUCUCAAGUAAAACUGCUGGUCUUAUACUGUCAAGUUAUUUUCUUUCAAUGCCAAGUGAACUGUUUUAGAAGUGUUACAUAUUUGUCCUGUUUUGUUUCAAAUGGAUUUUUUUUUUAUAAAGGUGAGGUUACAUAAGGUCAUUUGUAGCGGCAGCCGUUUGCCACCUGGCCCACCUCCCACAAAUAGGUCGGUGUCCAUGGGUUUCUGUUGCAUUUUAUUCAGUUGUCCAUGUGGAUAGAUUGUAAUCGCAGCAAUGCUAUCGGCUUAUUGCUCUCUGAAAUGGUAAACACUUUGUUAGCAUCA
Molecule: messenger RNA, 3186 nt
Organism: Oryza brachyantha (malo sina)
Lineage: Eukaryota; Viridiplantae; Streptophyta; Magnoliopsida; Poales; Poaceae
Product: importin subunit beta-1-like
Exons: 3
Coding region: 262-2874 (870 amino acids)
Biological process (GO): protein import into nucleus
Cellular component (GO): cytoplasm; nucleus
Molecular function (GO): nuclear import signal receptor activity; small GTPase binding
Source: RefSeq, a predicted model, not a curated record